This is a messenger RNA of Conger conger (European conger), 5244 nucleotides long. Its product is annotated as integrin alpha-2-like. The transcript has 30 exons. The record is from RefSeq and is a predicted model, not a curated record. The coding region runs from base 89 to 3643 and encodes 1184 amino acids. Gene Ontology annotation, biological process: integrin-mediated signaling pathway; cell-cell adhesion; cell adhesion mediated by integrin. Gene Ontology annotation, cellular component: external side of plasma membrane; integrin complex. Lineage: Eukaryota; Metazoa; Chordata; Actinopteri; Anguilliformes; Congridae. Gene Ontology annotation, molecular function: integrin binding.
GUGUAGCCUACGGUCACACGGAAAGCACCAAGGUGAAUUCCAGUAUAGGCUAUUUCACCCUCUAGGUGGCUGGUAACUUUGUGGAAAUAUGGGAUCCGUCACAGAGAAGAUUUUGGUGGCGCUGUUUAUGGUCUUCAGUUGCGGCAUCGCCUGUUCACACUCUUUUAAUGUUGGAACAUCGGGAGCAAAAGUAUUCGCUGGUCCAAUUACUGAAGAAUUUGGAUACAUUGUGCAACAGUUCACUAAUUAUCAAGGCAAAUGGCUCCUGGUUGGUGCUCCCUGGAGUGGCUACCCACAGAAUAGGAAAGGGGAUGUUUACAAGUGUGAGAUCCCAGGGCACAUAACCACUUGUGCAAAACUCAACUUGCAAAACGCUGUCAUCAUCCCAACUGUGAAAAACAUUGACGUCAACAUGAGUAUUGGUUUGACACUUACACGACCAGCCAGCAAGGACAGAUUCUUGACAUGUGCACCUCUGUGGGCCCAGAAAUGUGGCAGCCAAUAUUUCACCCGUGGAAUCUGUGAUGAAGUGGAUCCCCUCUUCAGUCCGUUAUCCCCGUUCUCUCCAGCCAUUCAGACUUGUGGGGGUCCAAUGGAUAUUGCAAUUGUUCUGGAUGGGUCUAAUAGCAUUUGGCCAUGGCCGCCAGUUGUUGCAUUUCUCAAGAAAUUGUUAGAGAAUUUGGAAAUUGGUCCAGAAAAUACUCAGGUGAGUAUUGUUCAGUAUGCAGUUAACCCAUCUUUUGAAUUCAGACUGAACUCCUAUAAAACCAAAGAGUCCAUUGUCACUGCUGCCUCAAAUAUACCUCAAAGACAGGGCACUGAAACAAAUACAUUCCGUGCCAUUGAAUUUGCCAGGGAGCAAGCUUUCUUGCCACAAAACGGAGGCCGUCCUGGGGCAAGUAAAGUGAUGGUGGUCGUGACGGACGGAGAGUCUCACGAUAAGAGCAUGAGGGACAGUGUCAUCAGGAAGUGUAAGGAAGCCCAGAUCACACGCUUCGGCAUCGCUGUGCUUGGUUACUAUUUAAGAAAUGACUUGGACACUAGAAACCUCAUUGCGGAAAUCAAGUCAAUUGCCAGUACCCCAGCAGACAAGUACUUUUUCAAUGUGUCAGCUGAAGCUGCUCUUCUGGAGAUCGCAGGAACACUUGGGGACAGAAUCUUCAACAUAGAAGGAACUGGGAAAGGAGGAGAGAAUUUCCAAAUGGAGAUGUCCCAAGUGGGAUUUAGUGCUCAUUAUUCCAGUAAAGAGGAUGUCAUGAUGUUAGGUGCUGUCGGAGCAUAUGCCUGGAGUGGUACUGUGGUCCACCAAACUGCCAAGAAAACAGACAUUUUCCCCCCAAAUGCCUUUGAGAAAAUCUUGGAAGACAGAAACCACAGUUCUUUAUUGGGCUACUCUGUGACAACACUGUCUGAUGGAAACAGAGAAUACUAUGUUGCUGGUGCACCUCGUUCCAAUCACACUGGUCAAGUCAUCGUGUAUACCAUCAAUACCCAGGGGCAGCCUACAGUCAUAGAUUCACAAAGAGGAGAGCAGAUUGGUUCCUAUUUCGGCAGUGUAUUGUGCCCCCUGGAUGUGGAUAAAGACAAUGUAGCUGAUGUACUGUUAGUCGGUGCUCCGAUGUUUAUGAGCGAAUCCAAUAAGGAGUGCGGAAAGGUGCACAUCUUCUCAGUCACAAAGGGCAUUUUGAGUGACCAAGGCUUUCUUAAUGGGUCAUUUUCUUCAGAGAAUGCUCGUUUUGGUAUGGCUAUUUCUGAGGCUCCUGAUCUCAAUCUUGAUGGCUUUAAUGAUGUAGUGGUUGGAGCCCCACUGGAGGAUGACAACAAGGGCGUUGUUUACAUUUACAAUGGAGAAGGGAAGACUAUCAGAAAGAAGUACUCUCAGAAAAUUCUGGGAUCUGAAUUAGAUCCUAAAUUGCGGUAUUUUGGAAGAUCUCUAGAUGUUUAUGGUGAUUUGAAUGAUGAUACAAUUCCAGAUGUUUCUGUUGGAGCCUAUGGCAAUGUGAUCCAGCUCUGGUCAAGAGGGCUAGCGACUGUGAAGACAACAGCUACCUUCUCACCCAAUAAAAUAAGCAUUCUCAGUAAACCCUGCAGUGUCAAUGGCAAGAUGGUCUUCUGUUUCAAAGCCAACAUCUGCUUUAGUGCAUCUUUUAAGCCAAUAGGAUCAGUAGGACCUGUAGCAAUUACCUACAAACUCACUCUGGAUGCAGAUCUGCAGUCAUCUCGUGUCAGCUCAAGGGGCCUGUUCACUAGCAACAAUGAACGACAUCUGCAGAAUGAUGUCACAGUUGAUGCUCAGACCUGUGUAGAACAUGAUGUUUAUGUUCAGGAAGCCCCGGACUUUAUGAACUCCAUUGGUCUACGAGUGGACAUUGACCUGCAGAACCCUGAUGCUAACCCUGUACUAGAUGUGUUCAGUCCAAGUGCCUGGAAUUUCUUUAUUCCUUUCUCAAAGGAAUGUGGUUCUGAUGAUGCCUGUAUAAGCAAUCUGGUGUUGAAAGUCAAGAGGUCAUCCAACCUCUUAAGCUCAACCCCAUUUUUCGUCAGCAACAACAACAGAAGAGUUUCCUUUGACAUUCAUGUGGAAAACAGGAAGGAGAAUGCUUACAAUUCCCGAAUCAUUUCAAUAUUCUCCCAAAAUUUGUUCUACGCUUCUAUAACCCCGCCUAGUGAUGGAACUGAGGUCAAAUGCAUCUCUACUCAAGAAACUGGAAGACUGUCCUGUCAGCUGGGAUACCCUGCUCUCACUACAAACCAACAGGUGACAUUUCAAAUGAACUUUGACUUCAAUCUGAAGCAGUUGCAGAAAGAGGCGGAGAUUCAAUUUGAGGUUAAAAGUGACAGUGAUGAAGAUACUCCUGAAGACAAUAAAGCUGUGCUCUCAUUUCCAGUUCAGUAUGACUCUGAAAUCGGUUUGACAAGAGAGGCCAACAUUAAUUUUUAUGCGGUGGAUGAAAGCGCCCCAGUAAAGACGACAGUGAAUGACUACAAUGACAUUGGUCCAGAAUUCAACUUCACACUGAAAGUUUCCACUGGGAACUUCCCGGUUAGCCUGGUCUAUCUCACAGUCUCCUUCCCAGUUUCCACCAAAGGAGGAAAUCCAUUGUUCUACAUAGCAGGAGUCAACACGCCGUCAGGCAGCGAAGUGAGCUGUGAUGGGAGUACUGUGAUAGACGCGCUGAAGAUGCCCCACACAGUCUCCUUCACCAAGGAGAGCUUCAGAGGAGUAAAAAAGCUGGACUGUGUGAGUGCCACAUGUAAGUCUAUGAAAUGUGUGCUGAAGGAGAUGGCAAUGAAAAGUGAUCACAUGGUCAAUGUCACCACAAGGAUCUGGAAUGGUACGCUGGCCUCGUCAACCUUCCAGUCCAUUGAGCUCACAGUAACAGCGGAAAUAGAGACUUCCAGGCCUGAACUUAUAGUCAUCAGUCAUAAGACGCUACCGGUAGGAAUAAUGAUCAGCAAGUCACAGGAGACAGCGGAGGUGCCCAUUGGAGUGAUCGUGGGCAGUGUGAUAGGAGGGCUUCUCCUAUUAGCCAUCACCGUUUUGCUACUCUGGAAGUUUGGCUUCUUCAAGAGGAAGUACCAGCAUCUGAUGAAGGAGGAAGAUGGGGCUGAGAAUGAAGGACUGCAGGACAACGCCGCCUGAGCCCUGCCCGGUGGAGAACAGCUGCUCUGCUUUACCGCAGAGGAAAAGGAAAAUGAAUUUAUGACCAAGCAUUUGGCACUGAGCCCCCUGGAAAAGCAAAGCAGGCCCUGCACUGUUGUGUGGCUCCGAGCCGCAGACUCUGUUGACCCUCUUGCUGAGUGGACGUGAUUGUUGCUUUGCGGGAAGGCAGUGGAAGGCCUGGGGCAUGGGGACAUAAUGAAUCGGACGCCUUUGACAGCCAAACUGAAAAGGCGGGAGUUUGAUCAAUGUUGGAUAAAGCUGACUCUCAGCCUACAAAGCACAAUGAUAGCACUGUGUCUGCCUGAAAGCAGGACAAUAAUUAACUACUGUACUUUUCUCCCUGCACAGACCUGAAAUAUUGUUUGGCUGCUUAUGCCAUUCUAUGACGCUUUAGCACUUUUCUCCAUUUGGUAUUACUGCCCCAGUUUAGCUGAUGGCUAUCAUUUUUGUAUACGGUUUUGCAUUAAGCAGGUUUGUUUGCUGAGGACAGCAGGGGUGGAUUUCUUUUUCAUUGCAAGACAUAUAGGCAUGCAGUCAAUAAAUCCAAGAAAUGGUUGGUAAUCCAUAGACCAUUCACUCACACACUGAUACCUACAGGCAGUUCUGAUUCUGCAAUUAGCCUUACCUACAUGUAUUUGGACUGUGGGGGGCAACCAGAGUACCUGGAGGAACCCCACAGACAUCAGGCGGGGAAACUCCAUACAGAAAGGCCUCGGCCAGGAUACGAAACCAGGGCCUCCUUGCUGUGAGGUGACAUAGUUCUUCUUUGCACCACCAUGCCACUGGUCUUAUUAAAUGUUUUUUUUUAAAUAUGACUUGAAAAGCAAACCAAUUCAUUAUGAAUAAAGGUCAACUUCAUUGUUGUGCUAUUCAAACUAGAUACAGAAUUUACAGAGCUGUAACUUGGUGUAAAAUGCAAAAGCUGUUUUAUAGAUAGUGCCAUUGGCCGUCUACAGCCCGCUUUGAAAAACAAUUAUUUUACAUGUUAAUAUUUUACAUUUUUAUCAAAUCCAAGGCCGUAUAAUGCAAUGUAAGAGUAAGGGAAAUCAUUAUUAUUAUGAUUAUGCCAACAGAGCAAAAGAUAUCAAUGUCAUUUGGAUGCACGAAAUAGCCCUCAUGACAGCAGUCAUUCAAGAAAUGUAUUUUGUGUGUUCAACUACUACCAUUAUGCUGGCUUACCAGGGAUCAAUUUAAUUUCAGUAAAAGGAAAUAAUAGAAAAAUGAAUUGAAAUUGAAUUCACCCCCACUCUGUUGUUUACAGUGAUUCUAAUUAAGAUGUACAUACAUUUUUUCUUUUUUAUAUCAGGAUUGAACAUUUAAUGUUCUCCAGCAAAGGUGAGCAACAUCAGUCGGUCACACUGCAAUACCAGGCUGAUACUAUGUGGACUUUUGUGCUGACUUUUAUGUAUACAUUUUUUUUACAUUUUUCUUCCUUAAACGGGUACAAUACUACUGGUUUCUUUAAAAUAUAUUUUGAUACCUAUUCUUAAAAUGAUAUCUGGACACAUGUUCUUGAUGGUUGAAAAGUAUUUUAUAUUUGUCGAUGAUGGAGUUUUUAAUAAAUAUUUAUGUAAGGGGUA